AUGGCACGUAACGAAGUUUUCUGGCAGAAAAAAACCAGCAAUGCUUCGAGAGUAGUUCAGUCGGCUAGAAAGGUUUUUGAUCAAUGGCGAGUUGCGAACUCGAACACAGCAGCCUCUUAUGCUACUGGUGUUCAUUCUGGCAGCAACAAUUGGACCAAACCAAUGAGUGGUAAGAUCAAAAUAAAUGUUGACGGAGCUAUUUUUGAACCCCAACAAUUGUUUGGUUUUGGGUGCUUGGCGCGUAACCAUACGGGUCAACUCUUGGAAGCUUUUGCGGAGUCUAAGUUCGGUGUGGUGCUUCCCGAAAUUGCUGAAAUCAUGGGCAUGAAGGAAGCUUUAAGUUGGAUCAAGAAGAAAGGGUGGGAGGAUGUGAUCGUUGAGACUGAUUCGUUGAUUGUAGUUCAAGCUCUCAACAGUUCAAUUCACAUGACUUCUUACUUUGGGUUGUUGGUGGAGGAUUGUCGCUUGAUUUUAACUACUCUAAAGAAUGUUUUAAUUUCUUUUGUUUAUCGAUCUGCUAAUAAGGCUGCCCAUUGUCUUGCUCGGGAGUCUUGUUCUUUGUCAGGUUGUUUGUUUGAUGAGCUGAAUGCUCCUUCUUUUCUGAAGAACAUUGUAAUGGCUGAGGCUAUUUCUUAA
Messenger RNA from Cannabis sativa, 636 nucleotides. RefSeq lists its product as uncharacterized. The record is from RefSeq and is a predicted model, not a curated record. Gene Ontology annotation, molecular function: nucleic acid binding; RNA-DNA hybrid ribonuclease activity. Bases 1 to 636 code for a protein of 211 amino acids. Lineage: Eukaryota; Viridiplantae; Streptophyta; Magnoliopsida; Rosales; Cannabaceae. The transcript has a single exon.